Haliotis rufescens (red abalone) is the source of this 974-nucleotide messenger RNA. Its product is annotated as acanthoscurrin-1-like. Bases 86 to 871 code for a protein of 261 amino acids. The record is from RefSeq and is a predicted model, not a curated record. The transcript is spliced from 3 exons. NCBI's taxonomy places the organism in Eukaryota, Metazoa, Mollusca, Gastropoda, Lepetellida, Haliotidae.
UUAUAAAGAGACCACACAGUUGUCACAUCAUCUUUGUACCUAUCGACUAUUCCUGAAGAAUCUUCACACACUUGACCUCUACAUAAUGAAGACCAUCACUAUGAUUAUAUGUCUGGCUGUCGCUGCUACAGCUGAACCUAUCAACAAUUACAACGCGAUUGGUGGUCAUGGAUUGGCACUCCCUUACAACGCCGGUUAUGGAGUUGGUGGUAUUAACAACGGGUUAUACGGGGGCACGUUUGGCGGCGGCAAAUAUACAGGAGGUUACAGAGGACAUUUGCCAAUGUUUGGACUUUUAGGUGUGUACACCGGAGGUCACAAGGGACUUCACACCGGUUACAAUGGAGGUCUGUUAGCUGGCAAAGUCGGCGGAUAUUACAGUGGCAAAACCAGCACAUUGCAUGGAGGCAAUCUUGGCGGUCUCCAUCCAGGAAAUGUGGGUGGUUUCAACGCUGGACAGUUGAAUGGAGGUCUCUACGCAGGAAAUGUAGGUGGUUUAAAUGCAGGAAAGAUAAAUGGAGGUCUCUACGCAGGAAAUGUGGGUGGUUUAAAUGCAGGAAAGAUAAAUGGAGGUCUCUACGCAGGAAAUGUGGGUGGUUUAAACGCUGGACAGUUGAAUGGAGGUCUCUACGCAGGAAAUGUAGGUGGUUUAAACGCAGGCAAUAUUGGAGGAGGUCUCUACCCUGGAAAUGUUGCCGGUUAUAACACAGGAAGCAUAAAUGGAGGUCUCUAUGCAGGACAUGCAGGCGGUAUCAAAGCAGGCAGUAUCGGAGGAGGCAUCUACGCAGGCACUAUGGGCGGUCUACAAGGUGGCAGCUUGGGGGGAUUUCAUGGAGGAGUUGGAAUCGGAAACGGUGUCGGUUUCUACUAGGACAAUUACGAAAAAGCAGCCUUCGUUACAUCCACGCUAUUUAUUUAUAUAUUUAUACAAAGAACUGUGUUAUGGUGCGAAAUAAAUAUUUUUUUAUUUUCUA